Fraxinus pennsylvanica is the source of this 549-nucleotide messenger RNA. The record is from the annotation of a GenBank genome assembly. Lineage: Eukaryota; Viridiplantae; Streptophyta; Magnoliopsida; Lamiales; Oleaceae.
AUGUCGGAUAGAGAAGAAGUUGAUAGCGACUCCGGUGCUCCCGAGGAGUUUACAGUCCAGCAGGGAAUACAACAGGACGAGGAGAUUAGGAAAGUCCAAACAGAAAAUAAGGCGCGGGUUGUUCGCGAAGGAAAACAACGUCGUAAAAAGUGGGCUGAAAAGUUGACUCCAAGACCAUCACGCAGAGAUGGCAGCACCAAAAAUAAAACAAAAACCAAAACGGACGAAGAGUCUCAGGAUAACAAGGGAAUGCUACCAGCUGAUAUUGUCCAACACAUUGCAGCUAAUGAGAAAGCACGUAAUAAGAAGAAAGUGUUCUUAUCAGACUCUGAAGACGAAAAAGCUGAGAAGAAUGCUUCUAAAAGGAAAAAGAUAAAAGAUUCUAGGCUAGAUCUCGUUAUUAUGUUAAAGGACCGGCCUGCUCUAUGUCCACAAAGUUCACUGGACUUUUUGAAGAAACGAAAGAUGCAGGUUGCGAGAUCUUCUGAUGUUUUGAACAAUUCAAACCAAGCAUUGCGCCUCCUUUCCUCUUCUGGCUUGCUAAAGUAA